This is a messenger RNA of Pygoscelis adeliae (Adelie penguin), 960 nucleotides long. Its product is annotated as cytochrome c oxidase protein 20 homolog. The record is from RefSeq and is a predicted model, not a curated record. Gene Ontology annotation, biological process: mitochondrial respiratory chain complex IV assembly. The transcript has 4 exons. Lineage: Eukaryota; Metazoa; Chordata; Aves; Sphenisciformes; Spheniscidae. Gene Ontology annotation, cellular component: mitochondrial inner membrane; mitochondrion. Bases 1 to 327 code for a protein of 108 amino acids.
AUGCCGUCCUUUAAACUCCUAGGAUUUCUUGAUGUUAAAAGUGUUCCAUGUGCACGAGAAUCAGUGCUCUAUGGCUCCCUGGGAUCUUUAGUUGUGGGUCUUGGACAUUUUGUAGCAACUAGUAGAGUUAGAAGAUCUUGUGACUUUGCAGUCGGUGGCUUUAUUUGCACAAUGUUAGGAUACUGGUUUUACUGCAGGUACAAUUUGGCCCAACACAGGAUCCGGCAAAGAAUGCUUAAAGAAGGAAUGAGAAACAAAAUUUUAUUUGAAGGCAGUUCUCUUGAUCCAGAAAGAAAACAAACUGGCAAUGAAAGAAGUGAUUCAUAGUCCGCUAUGGAGGAAUCCGUGGUCUAAUACAGCUUUGGGAGAAGGUGGUCCAAAAAUGGCAGUCUUCCCUGUAAAUGUGUGAGGUGCCUAAAACUGAUAAAUCAUGCUGGUUUUCCUAGCAAAUCCGAGCAAGAAAUUCAUAGCGAAUCUGUUAAGUCAGUAUACAAGCCUUUCUUUGUUUCGUAUAGGUAUGUCUGUAUAUGCCUAUGUACACAGUUAGGAAUGACCUCCUGUUAAACAUCUGGGAGCUGCUGUGUUCUGUUACAGGGUCUCAGAGGAUUAAUGACAGUGUUUUGGGACUGCUUUAACUUCCAUUAUAAACAGAAUGGUUUGUUUUAGCAAAGUUGUAAUUGCACCUCAUUUAAAUACAGGAAAAUAUUUUCAUCGGCUGUUCUCCGAGUAAAUGCAUCCUUCGGUGCUGCUGUUAAUCGUGCUGUUUGUAAAACAGGAAUAUUUAAACAGUAGGUGAAGGCUUUGCUUGUGUCAGGUGGGUGAUACCAGUAGCCUUUGUGAGAUUUCAGCUGCAGCAUAACUUCAGAUAACUUAUAUACACUGUGAAGUUGAAGGAUUUCCAUUUUUGUUCUGUCUGUGCGAAACUAAGAAUAAAAUCACACUUCAGAAGCAGUCUAAGCU